Molecule: messenger RNA, 1124 nt
Organism: Musa acuminata AAA Group (dessert banana)
Lineage: Eukaryota; Viridiplantae; Streptophyta; Magnoliopsida; Zingiberales; Musaceae
Product: protein N-terminal glutamine amidohydrolase-like
Exons: 6
Coding region: 75-698 (207 amino acids)
Cellular component (GO): nucleus; cytosol
Molecular function (GO): protein-N-terminal glutamine amidohydrolase activity; protein-N-terminal asparagine amidohydrolase activity
Source: RefSeq, a predicted model, not a curated record
GUAUAAGAUAGAAGGAACGCAUCCUCUCUUUACCUCCCCUGAGGCUCUGUCAAAAGCUAGCCUUCGAGGCGAUCAUGGCCGAUGGCGAUGGGCUUUUGGAAAUCCAGGGACGCAAACGCGCGACGCAGACCGCCUCUGUCUCCCUACCCGCCCCUGUUCCAUCUCCGUCGAUGGUGCCUGGCGCUUCUUCUCUCGACAUCUUUUCCUUCACUCACACCCCUAACUACUGUGAAGAGAAUGUAUAUCUGCUCUGUAAGAAACUUUGUGAGGUUGGGGCUGCUGAUCCAAUGGGUGCUGAUCUUUUUGUUGUCUUCAUAUCCAACGAAGAGAAAAUGGUCCCUCUAUGGCAUCAGAAGGCUAGCAUAAGAAAUGAUGGUCUGGUCUUGUGGGAUUAUCAUGUGAUCUGCAUACAGGUAAAUGCUAGUAGAAGAGGCAAGGUGUUUGAUCUGGUGUGGGAUCUGGAUUCUAGUCUUCCAUUUCCUUCUCCCAUUAAUGUGUACUUUUCUGAAGCCAUUCAACCAAUGUACUCUCCUAAUUUGGUAAAUAGCAGGCUUUUUCGGGUGGUUCAUGCUCCACUAUUUCUUCGCUGCUUUGCAUCAGAUCGUAGUCAUAUGAAAGAUGACCUGGGGAAUUGGCUUGCUUUGCCUCCUAAAUAUGAACCUAUAACUAGUGAAGGCGACAACCUCUUGCCUUUCUAGAGGAAUGGCCUCCGUAGUUUAUUGAUAUUUUACAUAAGAUGGGGUUGGGAAGGAAAAAGACAGGUAGUGCAGAGGGAUCCUGGAGGGAACAAAGUUAACGGGCCCCAACCUAAGAAGAGUAGUUUGCUCUUUUAAUUGUCAAGAUAAGUUUCAAUCCCACUAUAACUCUUUUCUUAUAUUUGCACAUAAUUAGUUAGUAUCAGGUAUUUGCUUCAGAAAACUCACCUUAUCAUUUCUCUUCUUUUCUUUUCUUUGUUCAUAUCCCACUACAAGUGCUUAAAGUAGUAGUCAUUGUCUGGAACUUUCUUCAAUUUAAUACUGUUGCUAGCAGUCGAAUGUUUUUCCCACUAAUGUAUCUGCUUGUUAGCUUGAAGUUUCUUUCCGUGAAUUCAACAUGUCAGAGCAAGCAUUCUCGAGCAUUGAAAA